AUGAUGAAAAACGCUGCUUCAUACAAAUGCGACACAGAUGACUUCGAGACUGAAUGCACACACUUAGGUUUACCUCCUGAGCACAGCAAGAUGUUGGGUCGUGUUUACGCAUCUAAUCUUGAUGUUUUGAAGCAAUUUGUGAAAAACAGCAUCCCAAAAGAACCUCCACUGGAGUCAGUAAUCGUGUUGGAAGAAAAUACACCAUCUCCCAUGUUACGGUACACACGUAACGUAAAAACUUCGUGCCAGCUUAACGGAGAGAUCAGCUGUCAUAUGGAUUUCGUCUGGGACAUGAUCAAAAGCAAGUUUAUGGAAUGA
Molecule: messenger RNA, 318 nt
Organism: Ostertagia ostertagi
Lineage: Eukaryota; Metazoa; Nematoda; Chromadorea; Rhabditida; Trichostrongylidae
Source: the annotation of a GenBank genome assembly